CCUCGUUCUGUUCCAGGAACUCUGCAUCCGCAUUCGCCGGGAGCUUGUGGUGGGACCUUAUUCAUCAACUGUACUCGUUGCCACUGGUUACCCUCGGGAUUGAGCCUUUCUCCACGAGCGAUAUAGUCGCGGAUCAGUCUGAGAAGAAACCCCGAACAGUGACACAUAAUCAAAAGAAGAACACCUUUAAGCAAACAUGAAUCACCCGCCUCAUACAGAGAAGAUAGCAUAUUCUGGACAAGAGGCGCCUCCGUCAUCAAAUCGGCCAGCAAUACCUCCCGCGCCCCCAACACAAACACUCAUCCUCAGCAACCCAUCUGCCCGCCUCUCCUCCAGUCCUGCAUCGUCUCCUCGACUGGUGGAGUCGCCUCCUGCACGGGCGAGAUCAAUACGCCCCGAGAUGAGUCAUCUCAUGCAACAAGGUGUUGCUCCUGGUGCUGAUUUCUUCGAGGAUUCUUCAGAAGACGAGGGAGCGGAAUGGGGCGACGAAAGUGAAACCUGGAAACUCUCGGACAUUGCGCAUACUCUGUACGGAGAAUCUCACAUCGCGGAAGCUGAGAAAUCGAACGCCACAAAAGAGGGACCGGAAAAUAGUGGACCAACGAAGGGUGUGCAACAGUCAAAUGACAAUCCAGAUUCUAAAGCAAUAAUCGCUACUAAGGAGCCCGCAUCUACAUCAGACCAAACAGGCACCGAAACAGCACGUCCAGUUUCACUACGUCGUCUGGGAAAGGGUUACGUCGUCCAUCAUCGUGCUCCCGAAGGCCGAAAUUCUGAAGUCGAUUUGGAUCCAAGGAUUCGAGGGCGACCUCGCCGUAACACAUCCGAGGGCGUUCUUGCCGACUCCAUUCUCAACGUACACGCUCUAACUCUGAAAGCUUUUGAAUCGCUGCCAUCCGAUGCUUCCAUCUCCCCAACGCGAAAGCGAACAAGCUCGUCUACCAACAAGACCGCAUCUCAUGCGACGCCAAAAGCUAUAUCCUUUUCUACGCACCGAAAUGCACAUCUCUCACCUAUUAAGACGCGCUCGGGGACAGAUGAGCGCACUGCCCAUCAUCAUUCGCACUACAUCAGGACACCUUAUCCUUCUGGUGAAGACAGCAGCUUCCUCCAGCGGACAAGUGAGAAUCGACGGUUUUCACGCGCAACUUACGACACCAAAAAGGGGAAGCAAGUCCUGGGAAUCCCAACAGAAGAUGGGAAGGAACCCGAUCUGAGGAGCAGAUUAGAGCGGAAUCAAGAUGCACAGGGGGUCGUCAGAACACAUGUCUCGAGUAACAAAACCACAUCCGCCCAGGCCACUAAUUCGAAGGUAUGGCUUACUUUGCAAAGGCCGCGCAAGAAUCCAUUUGGAAGCCAGGUGAGAGUCGAGGGAUUUUGUAUACCUGGAAACUUGACCAUCACAGUCAGCGAGAAAACAAGUCGUAUGGGUCGAAAGAAAAAUAAGAAGAGGGAAGGGACGCCAGCAGCUUAUAGUCAACACACCGAUUCAGGAACCUCUAUUGAUUUCGACGACAUGCUCUUGGCGCAGCGUCUUCGUCAAGCAUACAAGAACCUCGCCGGGCCCUGGGUCCUCCGCGUCUUUGGCGCCAGAAAGCUCACUGGGAUCCGUCUAGUCUACAUUGACAAGUGGAGCGGCGGUAGACUUGAUCUUGACCACAGUAGCUUUUGUAGCCCGGCGGGGAGACAACUCCUCGCAGCACGCGAUGGCAGUGGCUUGGACGGUACAGAGCUUGAGAUCUUCACCGAGAACAAACUCAUGGAGUUGUAUCGUGAUCCGAAGCGUGGGAAAGCGAGAUACACGUGGGUUCACUGGGCCCAACGACUUUCUUCACCUCCUUCUGCGCCUUGUUUCGAUGAUUCUUCUUCUCCAUCUUCAUCGUCAUCUUCUUCCUCCUCAUCAGGAGCGGAUACAGUGGAUGACGAAAACGAUAGUGACACAGUGGACUCGGAAAUCGAAAGUACCCAAAAGACUCCAGUCGAGCAAAUAGCUCAGAACAAACGGAACCAGAUUCCCUCCAACCCCACACAAAAUCAGCCUCCUCUUCCUCCUCCUUUCACUUCCCACCAAACAAAACGCAACAACAAGAACAAAGCCAAACCAAGACAAAAGAUGAAACCUAUACGAGUACCAUCGUGGACCCAGGACCCCGACUCCCUAAUAGCAAUCCAAUUCAUGCAAUCCCUCUCACCCCUGCGCAUCGCAUCCGCCAUCACGCUCAUCUUCAGUCUCAGCGCCGCAGCCGCGCUGCUCUACGUUUUCCUAGGAGGUAGUCCUUCUACUGCGGUUUCCAGCACCGUCAUGAAUGCGCCGUCUGCUUCUUCGAGUUCAACUUCACCUGCAGCAGUCUCUGGAGUUGGAGCUGGGGGCAAGGAUGGUCAUGCGAAUGUGAAUGGAACUUUGAUGAUGGUGUUGGGGUCUGAAGGGGCGGCGGUCACGAAGUUGGGGGGUACAUCUAUUAACGGUCGUGUGGGCGAUGGUCGUGCUGCGAAGAGUGAUGGUAGUGGUAGGGAGGGGAGGGUUGUUGGUGGUGUUGUGAUUGCUGGCGUUGGAGUCGUUGUGUUUGGGGGGUUGGGAGUUGGGUGGGUAGUCGCUAGUUGAUGAUGUUCUUUGGAGCUCUUGGUUAUUUGCUUUCUUUUCUGAAGGGAAGUUGAGCAUAUAUCGGUUACAGGGUGGAAAGUAGAACGAAGCUGGCCAUUUCUUAUGUUUGACUCUAUCCAUGCGUGAUUGUUUUUUGGCGUUACCUUACUUCGUGUCCUCUUUCCUUGGGCGACUUCUGAGAUAUGAGUGUUAGGUUCAUAUGACCAACUUGGCCGGUCAAAGGUAUACAACAAGCGGCUGAAGGAAUAUACGUAGAAUGUAU
This is a messenger RNA of Periconia digitata, 2864 nucleotides long. The record is from the annotation of a GenBank genome assembly. NCBI's taxonomy places the organism in Eukaryota, Fungi, Ascomycota, Dothideomycetes, Pleosporales, Periconiaceae.